This is a messenger RNA of Penicillium cinerascens, 1146 nucleotides long. RefSeq names its product Saf4/Yju2 family protein. The coding region runs from base 1 to 1146 and encodes 381 amino acids. The transcript is spliced from 3 exons. The record is from RefSeq and is a predicted model, not a curated record. Gene Ontology annotation, biological process: mRNA splicing, via spliceosome. Lineage: Eukaryota; Fungi; Ascomycota; Eurotiomycetes; Eurotiales; Aspergillaceae. Gene Ontology annotation, cellular component: post-mRNA release spliceosomal complex; U2-type spliceosomal complex.
AUGCAGGGCUUCAAUAUGGGACGGUAUGUCCCACCGGACCAAGAAGGCCUUACGUCUGCGAACAAGUUAGCCGGCAAACACCCCCUCGGCGCCCGCGCCCGCCACCUACACACCACCGGCGCAUUAAUUGUCCGCUUCGAGAUGCCAUUCGCGGUAUGGUGCACAACAUGCAAACCGAACGAGACCAUAAUCGGCCAAGGCGUCCGCUUCAACGCCGAGAAGAAGAAAGUCGGAAACUACCACUCCACUCCGAUCUACAGCUUCCGCAUGAAGCACACCGUAUGUGGAGGAUGGAUUGAGAUCCGAACAGACCCGCAAAAUACGGCCUACGUCGUGGUGGAAGGUGGAAGGAAACGAGACACAGGAGAAAACAAGGAACUGCAACCGGGUGAAAUUGCCAUUCGACCGGGUUUUGCACAGCAGGACCCGGCUGAGAAGGAUCCGUUUGCGAAGCUGGAGGGGAAGGUCGAGGACAAGCAGCGAGCGCGAACGGAGGCGAGCCGCAUCUUGGAGUUGCAGGAGCGUCAGAGUCGUGACUGGGAUGAUCCUUAUGAGAAAUCGAAGCGGCUGAGACGCUCGUUCCGCUCGGAGAGAAAGGGGCUUGAGAAGUUGGAGGCGAAUCGGGAAGCUUUGAAGGACAAGAUGAGUCUUGGGAUUGAUCUCGUUGAUGAGACCGAGGGUGACCGCCAACGCGCGGGCAUGGUUGAUUUUGGCGAUGAUCAGACGACUGCUGUGGGAGUUACGGCGGCGCGUGCGACUCGAAUUCGGCCCAUGUUCGAAAAGAAGAUCGCAAGGGAGUCCCCGGAGUCGAAAUUUCGUGACAAGAGCAAGCGUGUGGCUUCACGAACGCGGACGACUGAUAUGAUCGCGCAACGGAAGACCUCCCUGCGGAAUGAGUUGACGGGGAACACGCGUGCAGCGGUGGAUCCUUUUCUCAACGACGUUGGGGAUGAGCAGAGUAUUUGGAGACCGAGCAUAAAACGCAAGAAACCUUCUUCUACAACUGGUCCAGAGGCGACCGCGAAGGUCGACGCCAGCUGUUCGAAAGAAGCUACAGCAGUCACCGUCACACCGAAAUCAGCCACUGGCCCGACAACACUAGCACCACCAUCAGCGCUGGUGGGUUAUUCCUCAGACACUGAGUAG